Messenger RNA from Knipowitschia caucasica, 591 nucleotides. NCBI's taxonomy places the organism in Eukaryota, Metazoa, Chordata, Actinopteri, Gobiiformes, Gobiidae. The record is from the annotation of a GenBank genome assembly.
AUGAAGGAGCAGCUCAUUGCUGACAUGUUUAAAGUGAGCAUUUCUACUGUCAGCCGAGUGACCAUCACAUGGGCCAACUACCUUUUCAUUGUGUUCUCGUCAAUUAACAUGUGGAUUAGUCGGGAGAAGGUGAAAGCCAGCAUGCCUCAAAGAUUUGUGAAGCGCUCUCCAAAUGUGCGUGUCAUCCUGGACUGCACAGAAGUUGCUUUAGAGGGGGCAUCAUCACUAACUUUACAGUCUGAAACCUUCUCUGCGUACAAGAACCGCACCACUCUGAAAGGGCUGAUCGAAGUUGCUCCCAAUGGGUUGGUGACGUUUAUUUCACAGCUGUACACUGGCUGCAUCUCCGACAAAGAGAUCACUAAAAUCAGUGGAAUUCUUCCGCUGCUGGAGCCAGGAGAUGAAGUCAUGGCAGAUAAGGGCUUCCUCAUUCAAGACCUCCUUGAUGAAGUUGGGGCCAAACUCACAAUGCCACCUUUUCGACAUCCUGGUCAGUUUAGCAAGAGAGAGACUGAGGAGACCCAAGCCAUUGCUCGUCUGAGAAUUAUUGUCGAACAGGCAAUAGCCAGAAUCAAGCACUACCGCAUCUGA